This is a messenger RNA of Paralichthys olivaceus (Japanese flounder), 3459 nucleotides long. NCBI's taxonomy places the organism in Eukaryota, Metazoa, Chordata, Actinopteri, Pleuronectiformes, Paralichthyidae. The record is from RefSeq and is a predicted model, not a curated record.
GUGGCAAAUCACCGCACCUCAAGCAUGUCCAGCCUCAACUCCCAGGAAUCCUCCAAUGACAUCUGCAAGCUGACAGACAAGCAGCAGGCCGAGUAUAGUGAUGCCUACAGGGAGUACAUCGCUCAGAUGGCCCAGCUGGAGAUGUCCGGCAGUGGAGGAGAGCGGCCGGUGCAGCCCCACCCCGGCCAGUUCCUGCAGGCUGCCAGCUCAGAGGACAGAGGGGCUAAGGAAGGAGCUGACCAAGACAGCCGCAAGUCCCUGAGCAAGAGAGGCUCCAAGACCAGUGAUGCCACAGACUUUGCCUCAGGGGGCGAUGCCCAGCCCCUGGACCCCAUCAGUGAAGAGGAUGAGAAGCUGGACCACAGCUCAUCCUCCAGGACCCCGGGCCCCAAGAAGAAGGCAGCUGGGUCGUACUACCAGAAGCUGCCCAAUGAUGACGACUCUGGCCCUGACGACACCACACCUCUCCUCCACAAAGAGGACCUUACAUCCUACAGAGGCUCCCAGCCCGCUGGGCCGCUGACCAAGCCCGGCUUCCUUAACGAAAUUCUCCUGGAUAAGAAGGACUCGUCUGACUCGGGGAUGCGCUCCAGCGACAGCUCCUCGGACCACUCCUCGGAGGAGACUCAAGGAGACGCUGACACUGAGGGAGAUCCUCUGAACCCUGGGAUGCUUGAGCUGGAGGGGUUGGUGAAGAAGAGAGGCCUCCUCCCCAGCAGCCUGAGCGGCCUGCAGGACGCCACGGUGGCGCGCAUGUCCAUCUGCUCCGAGGCUCCGUCCGAGGCCAGCCUGAUGGCCAGCAGCCCCGACGAAGGAUGGCCGUCCGGCGGCAUCUCUAACCUCAACCGCACGGCCAGCAACAGCACGCUUAACAACAACACAAGCAGUCCAACUGACACCAACACAAACACCAACAACAGCCGUCAGCAGCAGGCCAACCUCGCAGGCACACAGUCCACCACCAACUCCUCCUCGGGCAUCGCCAUCUCGCCAGCCGUCAUCAUCAUCCCCGGCAGCGGCGGCGGCAGCGGCGGUGACACCGCAAACACCACGGCUGCCACCAUCCACAACCAGAACCUGCGCACCGUCAGCCUUGGAGACGAGAGGGAGAGCGUCCUCUGAGCAGGAGCCAUAUGUGUUGGUUAUUCUGAUGAGUGGCGUGUAGGCUGCUCUUCUUGAUGUUGGUGGUUGAGUUAAACUCUGUUGAUGUUGUGACGUGUUUCAAAGAAUAAGAGUAGAGUAGUGUUUCAAUGUUUGGAGGAAAGUGUAGGAAACAGGCUGUGAGUAGUACUAGGAUACAUCUGUAGUUACAUUAGUAUUUAAUUACACCAGGAAAUGCUUUGGUCAGGUCAAAUCUGGGAUGCUUUAACUUCCCUUGUGUUACGACGCGUGUGUCUCUCCUGUGUUUGGAUAGCGAUUGUGUGAUUUCGCUCACGUGGACGUGCUGCUGUCGUGUGGAAAUGUUGUGUCGCAUGAUGACAUGUUACUUGUUGUGGACAAAUUGUUGCAGGUGCUGUUUCAGGAAACGAGUAAUAAUAUAUGAAAUAGAAUUUAAAUAGAUGGCGUAGACAGUGGUAAGUUGUUGUUGGUAUUGUUGUGGUAGAAGAAGUGCAUGCACUGGACUCCAGAGCGGUAUCGGUCUUUUCCAAAAUUCCUUGUGAAACUGUUUAGUGAAUCAAUAAACUUGUGGACUCGGUGGACUCGGUGUCAUGUUUCUCUUUUUUUUUUCGCUGCUUCUCACAGGAAAACCAGCUGUGAUCGGUGGAGUCAUGUAGACUGAGAUUUAGCUGCUAAGUAAAUUCAUCUAAAAGUCUUAUUUUUAACCAUUGAAUGUUUUUAAUGCAGUUUGACAGAAGACAGUUGCAGGCUGAGAUGAGGGUUGUCACUGGAGGGUUUCAUGUGUGCCGAUAGAUGGCGCACUUUCCAUAGGAACGUGUUUCAGGCUGGUGGUGUGGUCUGUCUGUCAGACAAGUGGGAAACAACUUGAGCUCAGUGACCCUCAAAGUUUGACCUGCUGGGGCCUUUAAGCAUUUUUUUAAUUCCCUUUAGUUAUUUUACAUUUCACUGUAAAUUACUAAAUGUAUAAUUCAUUCAUCAACACAUUCUUUUUUCUUUCCACAGCCUUAAAGAGAGUUUACACACUUGAUCCAAACAGAUCCCAUGAAGUGGUACUCGGGGUGAAAUCAUCAUUACCUGUGGGUGUGCCGCCUGGUGGGUGGGUUUGUGGUGUUAAUGUGAAGGCGAUGAUUGACAGGUGACUGUAUCACCCAGCAGCCCCUUGUACUUUCUUACGACUGAUGCCACUUGUACAGUGUUCAAGUCCUCAGAUUUCCUUCACUGUUCAAUAGUUCUCACUACUUCAUCUUGUGUGAGUUGUAGAAUCAGUGUCAUUUAUUCUAUCAAACGACAGAAGAACCCAUUUUUAAAGCCCUUACACCAAACUCCAGUUAUAAAAGGGGGAAUUAAAAGCCAUAGCUGCCCAGAAUAACACUUUUGGGAGCAGCAACGCAUCAGCGGCCCACUUUCACCUCAAGUUAAAUUUCCAUAAUUGUUCCCUCUUCUUUUAAACACUGCCUACAGCCCCAUAGCAUUAAUGGUUCAAGCUGUCACGCUCAAACCAUUUAAUCCUAUUUACUUUACAUAGCAUGUGAGGAAGUAAAAGUGCAGCCAGUGUGCCCCAAAUAAGCUUCGACGCAACUGUGCGCCUCGCAGGUCGUGUUUGCCCUCAGGAGGGAGAGUUUCCAGCCAUUAUAGGUCACACAGUGCAGGUCUGAUAAGGACGCUUUGUUGUGCAUCUCGUCUCUGGAGUGCGUCACAUGUUCUCUGUACAUAAAGCAGCACUCGUGUCCAUACAGCUGUGGGGGAAUGUCAGCUGGACGCACAGCUGGGAGACUGAUUUUUACGCACUGGUUCCAUGACACCAAUUGAUCCACUCCUUCAAAUAAAACCAAUCCAAAUCGUUGUCUUUUUCGAUUUAUUUUUGUAUAAAAAAAAGGUACAAUUUACAUUACUUUUAUAAAAAGUCUCAGCAUAAUUAAGUACAACAUUACACUUUUGCAGAAGUGUCAAAUUUCUGCAACUAUACAAGAUAAACUCCCGAUGAGAGUUGACAAAGGUUUCAUUCUUUUCGUUUUUACUUUUUUUCUUUUCUUUUUAAACAACGUCCAGUCCUUCAUGUGCCAACAAAUCUGACAAGACAAGACUAAACUUUUUACAGUAACUAACCCAAGUUUUUUUUUUUUUUUUUUUUUUCUUUUCACGUUCCCAACUCCGCAAAAAAAGCGAAGACUUCAACAAGGAGAAGGGGGGGACAAGGGGUGAAGAGGAGAAGGGAGAGGGGUGAGGAGAGGGGAAAUAAUCCUUGUGACAAUAAUCUCGUUUUUCCUCCCAUUUACGGGAAUAUAACGCGCCUUCCAUUUUCAGAAAGGACCCACAAAUAAUAAUAAAAAUAAAGAAAAA